CCUCGAUUUGAUGGAUCCUUGGCCUAUUUGACCCGAAGAUUCAUGAAUCUUGUCAGAGCAGCUCCAGACGGUGUCCUUGAUUUAAAUGAAGUAGCGACAAUGCUUGGAGUACGAAAACGAAGAGUGUAUGACAUCACCAAUGUGUUGGAUGGAAUCCAGUUGAUUCAGAAAAGAUCUAGGAAUCUUAUCCAGUGGGUAGGUUAUAAUGUUGACCAAGUUAUCGGAAAAGCACCACAGCAGCAAAACCUUAAAGACGAACUUUCUAACUUGUCAGCCGUGGAAGAAGCUCUGGAUGAAUUAAUCAAGGAUUGUGAUCGUCAGUUAUUUGAACUAACAGAUGACCAAAAAAAUGCAAACCUAGCUUAUGUGACAUACCAAGAUAUCCAUAGCAUUCAGGCAUUUCAAGAACAAAUUGUGAUUGCAAUCAAAGCUCCAGAGGGAACCAGUUUGGAAAUACCAAUUCCUAAAGAAGACUGCAUAGAAGUACAUGUGAAGAGCACAAAAGGACCCAUUGAUGUGUAUUUAUGUGAGGUGGAAAAAGAGAAGCCAGGUGCCAAAACUUUUGAAGGUAUGGAUACUGUCACUUGUGAAACUGAGCCAUCAGUUCCUCCUGAUGAAGUGAGAUCUCCAGGGGAAGAAAAAAAACAAACCGCCUGA
This is a messenger RNA of Eurypyga helias (sunbittern), 657 nucleotides long. RefSeq names its product E2F transcription factor 6 (gene E2F6). Gene Ontology annotation, biological process: regulation of transcription by RNA polymerase II. NCBI's taxonomy places the organism in Eukaryota, Metazoa, Chordata, Aves, Eurypygiformes, Eurypygidae. The transcript is spliced from 5 exons. Gene Ontology annotation, molecular function: protein dimerization activity; RNA polymerase II cis-regulatory region sequence-specific DNA binding; DNA-binding transcription factor activity, RNA polymerase II-specific. Bases 43 to 657 code for a protein of 204 amino acids. The record is from RefSeq and is a predicted model, not a curated record. Gene Ontology annotation, cellular component: RNA polymerase II transcription regulator complex.